Scutellospora calospora is the source of this 2262-nucleotide messenger RNA. Lineage: Eukaryota; Fungi; Glomeromycota; Glomeromycetes; Diversisporales; Gigasporaceae. The record is from the annotation of a GenBank genome assembly.
AUGUCAGAAAGAUCAAGCAAAUCAGAUGAUUCAAAAGGGAUCGGUACUUCCUCAAAACCAGCGUUAAAUGUCUUUGCACAACCUCAUUUCAGAACAAAAACAAAUACUACACGUUUAUCUUUUAAAGAUUUUCAAAAAAAUGUUCCAAAUUCCAAUUUACAAUCUUCCAAUGAUUCUUUACAAAAAUCAAAUUUCUUAUCAGAUAAUCCUUCUUUAGAUGUUUCUUUAUUUUCAAAGAGAUUUUCUAUAAAACAUUCCAAUUCUGAAUCUGAAAUUGAUGAAUCUAUAACUGAGAAAAAUCCACCUAAUUCUUGCAUAACUGUUGAUAAAAAUAUUAAUCAAGAAACUUCAACAAAUUGUGAAUUAAUUAUUUCACCAGAAUUAAAUCCGAAAUGUUCUUCUCCACCUCCUGAUGAAGAAUUAUUACCUCUAAAAUUAGAUAAUACUCUUAUGAAAGAUUUACAAAUUCGUCAAACUCAAGAUGUGGAAAUUGAUGAUAAUGAUCUUGAACCACAUAUAAUACAAAAUUCUCAAGAUGUUAAUUCAUCUUUGAAAGAUGAUCAAAAUCUUUCUUCAGAAAGUUUAUCCUACUCACAUAAUCAACCUGAUAUAUCAUCAAUUGAUGAAUGCAUACCUAUUAAUGUAUCUACUUCGAAUUCCAUAACAUCUUGUCCUCAGGUUAAUUCAAAGAAUUCUAGAAAAGAUUCAAACAUUGAUGACCUUCAAGAAAAAAAUGAAAGUGAUGAUUUGGGUAUUAUAAUUGAAGUUGCUCAAAAAUGGAAAAGCGAGUUUUCUAAAAAGGAUUCAUUGAUCAAAGAACUGCAUGGUGAAAUUCAUGAAUUAAAAAAAAUCAUUGAGAAACGAGAUCAUUCUUUAUCAUUAUAUAUGGAGCGUAUGUUCAUUGUUGAAGCGCUAAUAAAACGCCAGCAAGCUUAUACCGAUCACAAUCGUGAGAGAAUUGAAAAAAUGAAAUCAAAAUAUUACUUAUAUCGUAAUAGUUUGUCAAAUAUGUUGAAACGUAUGGAAGAAGUACGAUAUGAAAAGAGUCGUAUUGAAAGUGAAAUUGAGUCUUUGAAAUGUGAAUUCAAUAAACUCGCUACACAACACAAAUCCAUUUCUGAAAGUCAUGAAUCUAAUUUUCAAUCACAACGGUCUCAAAUCACACAACUUACCGAUCUAAACACGCAUCUCACUGAAGCUAAUACGCAACUCAAUAAUGUCAUUGCCCAACUUCGUCAGUUAGUACAAGAUUCGGAUGCCAAGUCAUCAUGCUAUGCAUCAGAGCUUGAAUCAAUGCGUGAAAAAUUGGAGUCAUUGUUACAUGAACAUGACACGGAAAGAAUAGAACAUAUGAACAAAUGUCAGAAUUUAGAAUCUUUGUUAAAAUUGUCCGAAGACAACAAUAAAACAUUGACGACAAAUCAAAAAGAAAGUGAAGAAAGGAUUAGUGUACUUACAAAGAAUAUUCAACAAUGCCAACAAGAGUUAGAAUUAAUUCGAACAGAAGUAACGCAACUUAAUUUGGUCAUUACUGAGAAGGAUCAACGAAUAUCUUCUUUAUGUAUAUCGGAAACUGAAUGUGAACGCCUUCGGCAAGAGCUUGAUCAAAUUAAGAUUAAUAUGAAGAAUGAUCUCGAUUUACUCCAAAAAGAAUUAGAUGCCACACGUGCUCAGCAAAUUGUCGAACGUCAACGACUCGAAACUGAAUUUCACGAUGAACGACAUCGUUUGCAAACUCAGUUUCACAAAGAACGUUGUCAACUAGAAACAGAAUGGCGUAGUGAACGUACUAAAUUAGAAUCUGAAUGUCGAGAAGAACGUUCUCAACGAUUGCGUCUGGAAUCUGAUUAUCGUGACGAACGUUCUGAACGCUUUCGUGUUGAGGAUGAUUUACGAAAUUCAAACCGAAAAUUAGAGGAAAUGCUUCAAGAGAUUGAUAAUGCCAAACUAAAGAUUUCCCAGUUGGAAGCUCAAUUGAGCGAAAUUGAAUAUAAACAUACAAAUCGGAUAUCUGUGGCUAUUGGAACAACUGAUGUACCAGAUCUUGAUCUUCAAAUACAAUAUAAUAAAGUUAUGUUCAAAUUUGAUCAAGAACAAGCUGACAGUGUAACAAAAAUAGAAGAACUGUCUAGGACUAUGGAGACUUGGAAGUCUAAAGCAGAGUCUCUUGAAUCGCAAUUAGGUUUAAUUUCCUCAAAACACGAUGAAUUACAAAAUGAGCACAAUAAAGUCGUCGAGGAAGUUAUUAACAUUAAUCGUCAG